Colletotrichum spaethianum is the source of this 1722-nucleotide messenger RNA. RefSeq names its product putative magnesium-dependent phosphatase. Bases 1 to 1722 code for a protein of 573 amino acids. Gene Ontology annotation, biological process: magnesium ion transport. Gene Ontology annotation, molecular function: magnesium ion transmembrane transporter activity. The transcript has a single exon. The record is from RefSeq and is a predicted model, not a curated record. Gene Ontology annotation, cellular component: membrane. Lineage: Eukaryota; Fungi; Ascomycota; Sordariomycetes; Glomerellales; Glomerellaceae.
AUGUGUUCCUUGACGCAGAUCGGGAUCAUCGUCGGCCUCUUAUCCACCAGCGUCCAGAGCUUAGGCCUCACUCUCCAGCGGAAAUCUCACAUCCUCGAAGACGAAAAGGGUCCGCACGAAAUACGCCGGCCGCCGUACCGGAGGGGCAGGUGGCAGCUGGGGAUGGGCAUGUUCAUCGCCGCCAACCUUCUCGGUAGCUCCGUCCAGAUCUCGACUCUCCCUCUCCCCGUGCUCUCGACUCUGCAGGCCUCGGGUCUCGUCUUCAACUCAAUAUGCGCCACCCUCAUCCUUAACGAGCCCUUCACGAGGUGGUCGCUUUGGGGCACGCUGCUGGUCUGCACCGGCGCCGUGCUGAUCGCCAUCUUCGGCGCCAUCCCUGAGCCCGCUCAUAACCUGCGGGAGCUUCUCGACCUGCUCGGCCGGAAACCGUUCAUUGUGUGGAUGAGCAUGCAGGCCUUGCUGGUUCUUUCCAUAGCCAUCAGCGUCGACUGCCUCGACCACUUCACGAGCAUGUCACUCAACUCAAAGUUCCGCUUCGCCCGCGGUCUUGCAUAUGGGUGCAUAAGCGGCAUCCUCUCGGCGCAUUCGCUGCUGGUUGCGAAGUCGGCUGUCGAGCUGAUCAUUAAGACGAUCGCCGACGGUAACAACCAGUUUGUCCACUGGCAGGCGUGGGUCCUCGUGCUGGCGCUGAUCACCCUGGCUCUGAGCCAGCUCUACUACCUGCAUCGUGGUCUGAAGCUCGUUUCGACUUCGGUGCUGUACCCCUUGGUAUUCUGCAUCUAUAACAUCAUCGCGAUCUUGGACGGCUUGAUCUACUUCAAGCAGACAGACAUGAUCAACCCCCUCCGCGCGUGUCUCAUCGCACUGGGAACCGUGAUCCUGCUGGCCGGCGUGCUGGCCUUGUCCUGGCGCCUCAGCGACGAGCAGCACCCCCCCGGCGUUGGCCAAUCUUCCCUGGCACCCGGCCUCGGCCUCGUGGAAGACACGGAAGACGAGGAAGAGUCUCUCCUAGGCGGCGACGACCUCUACAGCCUCCACGAAGAGGACGACCCCUUACCUGCAACGACCUACUCGACGUUUAAUGUGGCGAGCGGCGAGUCAUCCCCACUAACUCCCACACCCAGGCGCAAAAAGACUGGCAGGAGAUGGCAGGAACGCGCCGAGAUCUGGGGCGAGCUCGAAGACCGCGAUACGCCCAGCCCGCCCGUCUCGCGCAGGCGCUCCAGCACGAUGCCCGACGCUAGCGAAUCGACAUCUCUGCUCCCGCACCGCCGCGGCGCGAGCAGCGGCAGCGGCAACCAGUUUCCCCCUCUCACUCCCGCCUCAGAAGCAGGGCCUAGCGGUGAAUCACCAUCGUCACGCCGGCCCAUGGGGCGCAGGAGACGUAAAUCUACGGGAUUCCCGGGCUUCACGGCACGCCGCCGGCGCAAGAGCCAGAGCAGCACGCCCACGUUGCAGGAAGCGCUGGGCGGCAUCUGGAAGCUCAAGUGGUGGCGGUCCGAAGGGAGGCCCGGUAGUGCGGUGGCGGAUGACGGUGCGAGUAACCCGCCGGGAAGCAGCGGGAGCGGCAGUGCAUGGCCGAUGUUCCGAGACGAGCCUCCGCCGGGGACAGGGCAAGGGGAAGGGGAUCCCGGAGCUGGAGGAGGCAGGGAGAACGGCAGCGGCAGCGGGUCCCAUGAUAGGGGGCGGGGCGGCCGGCCGAAUGACGAUUCGCUUGUAUGA